UUCCCGCUGUCAGGAUGAGGAGGCGGAGGUCGGCGCUCGGGUCCGUUUCUGCCCGCGGCUGUGGAGGCGCCGGUGGCUCCAGCCUUAGCGGUUUCUCCCUGGGCGGCGGCGGCGGCGGCGGCUUGGUCGACGUCUCUCUCGACAGCUGAACCCCCAGGAGCCCGGACGCUGCUUCCCUGCCCAUCCUCGAGAAGCGAGGCCGGCCGCCAGGCCAUGGCGCAGCCGGGCCCGGCUCCUCAGCCUGACGUUUCUCUUCAGCAGCGGGUAGCAGAAUUGGAAAAAAUUAAUGCAGAAUUUUUACGUGCACAGCAGCAGCUUGAGCAAGAAUUUAACCAAAAGAGAGCAAAAUUUAAAGAGUUAUAUUUGGCUAAAGAGGAGGAUCUGAAGAGGCAAAAUGCAGUGUUACAAGCUGCACAAGAUGAUUUGGGACACCUUCGGACACAGCUGUGGGAAGCUCAAGCAGAGAUGGAGAAUAUUAAGGCCAUUGCCACAGUUUCUGAGAACACCAAGCAAGAAGCUAUAGAUGAAGUGAAAAGACAGUGGAGAGAAGAAGUUGCUUCACUUCAGGCUGUUAUGAAAGAAACAGUUCGUGACUAUGAGCACCAGUUCCACCAUAGGCUGGAGCAGGAGCGAACACAGUGGGCACAAUAUCGAGAAUCCACAGAGAGGGAAAUAGCUGAUUUAAGGAGAAGGCUGUCUGAAGGUCAAGAGGAGGAAAAUUUAGAAAAUGAAAUGAAAAAGGCCCAAGAGGAUGCUGAAAAACUUCGGUCUGUUGUGAUGCCCAUGGAGAAGGAAAUAGCAGCAUUGAAAGAUAAACUGACAGAGGCUGAAGACAAGAUUAAAGAGUUGGAGGCCUCAAAGGUUAAAGAACUGAACCAUUAUCUGGAAGCUGAGAAAUCUUGUAGGACUGAUCUAGAGAUGUAUGUAGCUGUUCUGAAUACACAGAAAUCUGUUUUACAGGAAGAUGCUGAGAAACUGCGGAAGGAAUUGCACGAAGUUUGCCAUCUUUUGGAGCAAGAACGACAACAACACAACCAGUUAAAACACACUUGGCAGAAGGCCAAUGACCAGUUUCUGGAAUCUCAGCGUUUGCUCAUGAGGGACAUGCAGCGAAUGGAGAUUGUGCUAACUUCAGAACAGCUCCGACAAGUUGAAGAAAUGAAGAAGAAAGAUCAGGAGGAAGAUGAACAACAAAGACUUAAUAAGAGAAAGGAUCACAAAAAACCAGAUGCUGAGGAAGAAAUGAAAGUGCCAGUAGUGUGUGCUUUAACUCACGAGGAAUCUUUAGCCCCUCUAUCAAAUGAAGAGGAACAUCUUGACAGCACCCAUGGUUCAGUCCAUUCCUUAGAUGCAGACUUACUGUUGCCAUCUGGAGACCCAUUCAGUAAAUCGGACAAUGAUAUGUUUAAAGAUGGACUCAGGAGAGCACAGUCUACAGACAGCUUGGGAACCUCAGGUUCCCUGCAAUCCAAAGCUUUAGGCUAUAACUACAAAGCAAAAUCUGCUGGAAACCUGGAUGAAUCGGAUUUUGGACCAUUGGUAGGAGCAGAUUCAGUGUCUGAGAACUUUGAUACUGCUUCCCUUGGGUCACUGCAAAUGCCAAGUGGGUUUAUGUUAACCAAAGAUCAGGAAAGAGCAAUCAAAGCUAUGACACCAGAACAGGAAGAGACGGCGUCCCUCCUCUCCAGUGUCACCCAAGGGAUGGAAAGUGCUUAUGUGUCCCCUAGCGGUUAUCGAUUAGUCAGUGAGACGGAAUGGAAUCUCCUGCAGAAAGAGGUACAUAAUGCUGGCAAUAAACUUGGUAGACGUUGUGAUAUGUGUUCCAAUUAUGAAAAACAGUUACAAGGAAUUCAGAUUCAGGAGGCUGAAACAAGAGACCAGGUGAAAAAGCUACAGGUGAUGCUAAGGCAAGCAAAUGACCAGUUAGAGAAGACGAUGAAAGAUAAACAGGAAUUAGAGGACUUCAUAAAGCAGAGUACUGAAGAUUCAAGUCAUCAGAUCUCUGCGCUUGUCCUAAGAGCCCAAACGUCUGAGAUCUUACUUGAAGAGUUACAGCAGACAUUUUCCCAGGCAAAGAGAGAUGUUCAGGAACAGAUGGCGGUGCUGAUGCAGUCACGGCAACAGGUUUCAGAAGAGCUGGUGAGGUUACAGAAAGAUAAUGACAGUCUGCAGGGAAAGCAUAGCUUGCAUGUGUCAUUACAGCAAGCAGAAGACUUCAUUCUUCCAGACACUACAGAGGCACUGCGCGAGUUGGUGUUAAAGUUCCGAGAGAACAUCAUUAAUGUGCGGACAGCAGCAGACCACAUGGAAGAAAAACUGAAGGCCGAAAUACUUUUCCUCAAAGAACAGAUUCAAGCAGAACAGUGUUUAAAAGAAAACCUUGAGGAAACUCUGCAGCUAGAAAUAGAAAACUGCAAGGAGGAAAUAGCUUCCAUUUCCAGCCUAAAAGCUGAAUUAGAAAGAAUAAAAGUAGAAAAAGGACAGUUGGAGUCCACACUAAAAGAGAAGUCUCAACAGCUUGAGAGCCUUCAAGAGAUGAAAGUCACUUUAGAAGAACAGUUGAAGAGAGAGACUGCUGCUAAGGUUACUAUUGAACAACUAAUGUUUGAAGAGAAGAACAAAGCUCAGAGGUUGCAGACAGAACUGGAUGUCAGUGAACAAGUCCAGAGAGAUUUUGUAAAGCUUUCUCAGACCCUUCAGGUGCAGUUAGAGCGGAUCCGGCAAGCAGACUCCUUGGAGAGAAUCCGGGCGAUUCUGAAUGAUACCAAACUGACAGACAUUAACCAGCUCCCUGAGACAUGACACCCUCGUAGCAGGACUCUAGCCUGCAGUUUGGGUUUUUAACUCGUCUUUAGAGCAACAUUAAUUAUUUAACUUUUAACUGAAGAAGUCACAAAAAAGGAAGACUGAAGAAGUCCUAUUUCUUGCAGGGAGACUGAGCAGCACAGGAACAGCAAACAGCCCGUGUAAUCUGCAGCAAAAAGACCUUUCAGAUGGGAACACUAAGGCCUCUGCAUUGAUCUCAGCAGCUGUGGGGUCAGGUGUGGGGAAAAAAGUCCUGCUGCCUCGCUUGCUUCACCUGACAUGUCCCUGAAGCACCAUCCCAGAAGUGCUGGGAGUCCCAUUUUCUGUUCAGAUAUUGGAAAAGAGAGUUUUCUUUUUCUAUUGUCUAGAGUUCAUCAGUAACAGUAUUCAGCUAACAGACAGAGGUGUAGUAUCUGUAUGAAAUUUUAUAUUAAAAUUUAUAGUUUGAGAGCAGGCCAUUGGCUAGUGACUGUAUGUCCAUAGCUCAGUACAUUUUCCUUUUGUCUUACCAUUUUAUCUUGUGCUGGAGGAUCUUAAGUGCUACUGAAACUUGCCUGAGAACCAAUUUGAGAACUGAAUUGUGAGAAUUUGCAAACUUAGCUGGGGCUGUAUGCGUUAGACGUUGAGGUUAAAGGGAAGCACAAGAAACUGGAAGCACUUUUCCUGUUACCUGGACGAAUUUCAUGAGCCCACAGGGACCAGAUCAAGCUGAAUUGGCACCAUCUACUCUUUUGGUAAAUACUUAGUUUAGUUACUGGGUCAGUGGAAAAAAUAAAACAAGCUGACAGAAUAUAGCAUAAAUUUAUAAAUCUGCUGCUCAUUUGUAGUUCGAGUCAAUGGUCCUGAUUACUAUUUGUUUCAAAAGUAUCAAAUAUAAAAUGGUGGUAACUAGGUUUGACAGCUAUUUUGUAUUUUUCUUUUAUAACAUAGACCUGGAGUGUCAAUGUUGUAAAAGAAAAUGCAAUGGUGAAGCUGGGGAAGACCCAGUUGGUGUUUCCCUCAGUUUAGAAAUCUGCCCUGUCAUUUCUGUGAGGGCCGAUUGCUUUCCUGCACGUGGAAAGCAUCAGUAAACAGGAAGCAAAAGAAUGAUGUGUCCACUCUACCUGCCGCAGUAGUUAGCCAAUGGAAGCUAUGCUGCUUAAUUGGUCAAUGCAGUUCAAAAGUAAACUGUUUCCAAGUAAUUUUUGUGGUCGGUGCUGCCUAAGAGGAGGGUGCUUGAAGGAACCCUAUGGAAAUUCAGUGGUGGCUCAGAGCCACCAUCAACCUGAAGUGAAUUGUCUGUCACAGACCAAGUAUUCAUGGACUACCCCAAAGACCUUUUCUCUGUCUUCCCAUAGGGCAAGACGAAGCACUACAUACCUCAUUCCUUGGGUUAUUGCUAGUCUUGUGUCCAUGGUUAUGAAUUUAAAAGUAAAUACUAUUGAAAUAGUGUUAUAGGCUUGCCAUGCAUGAAACAUUAUUUUAAUUGGCUUAAACCUUUGUUCAAGUUCUACUUCAUUUAGAGGAAGCAUAUAUCCUCAUUGAGUUACAGGGAAUUUUUAAAUUCCAAAGUGCAAUGAAUUUUUAAAUGUAAGAUUAGUCCCUCAUUUUACAUUAGGAAAAUGUAAAAUUAGCACUGGAAAUCAGGAAGGGUAAAUCCAUGAUCUUCCCAAAUGAACUGAAAUACAACUCCCAGAGAACUGCUCUGCUGAGGCUGGGCACCUUGCAUGUACUUCUCCUUAAGAGGCAUUGGGCUGAUAAAAUCGUAAUUGGGGAACAGUGGUUACUGGUUUCUACUGUGGCAGAUCCAAACUGUUGCAACCCACUUUGUUGAGAAAAGCUGUCUAGAAAAACCCAGACUGAGACCCCAUGUUUUGUUAACAAUCUAUUUCUAGUAUGGAACAAACUAUUGUGCCACUGUCCUGGUAGGAAACAUUUCUUUAAACUGGGUUUUCUGUAUGAGUGGGAAGCUGAUUUAGAAGGUAGAUUUAGCCCUUGUAGAUAAAGGAUCAGUUAGGUUUCACAAGUGUUCCUGUGCUUGUCCUCAGUCUGUACACAAGUUCUCAUGCAUGUCUAACCUGAUUUACCUCUUUCCUAUAACGUACCUUACCAUGUGGCUUUUAAUUGGCAGUCACUCAGCCAUUUCUAGGCAGGUAACAGUAUUACCUUUCAGAAUUCUAUUGGCAGGUAUAAAAAGAUUACAUAAAGCUGAGGAUAAAACCAUAUACUGUACACCAAGCUAUGUUUCUGCCUUUGAGGUCUUACACCUACUUAUGCACGUGUCAGGACACAGAGCAUAGCCCUGCCCAGUGCUGAAAGGUCACACUGCCUGACAAGGAAAUAAGCCAGCAGUGGCCUUGCAACUGUGGAUGUUGAGCUCGGCUCUGAGUGGGUUUCAGGUGGAAAUGUUAACCGUACCUAAGGUGUGUUCUUAAGAAAGUUCAAAUUAAAAAGCUGCUGCCUAGUA
Molecule: messenger RNA, 5251 nt
Organism: Manis javanica (Malayan pangolin)
Lineage: Eukaryota; Metazoa; Chordata; Mammalia; Pholidota; Manidae
Gene: RABEP1
Product: rabaptin, RAB GTPase binding effector protein 1
Biological process (GO): endocytosis; Golgi to plasma membrane transport
Cellular component (GO): endosome; endocytic vesicle
Molecular function (GO): growth factor activity; GTPase activator activity
Source: RefSeq, a predicted model, not a curated record